AAGUGCAAAGCGAAAAGGAAGAUUCGGAAUUAUACCUUAAUCCUUGGCAAGACGUUCAAAGCCCUGCUGCAUAUUUGUCUUACGUGGAAGAGUUGCCUACUGCGUCGUUGGAAGAUGAAGAAGAAUCGAUCGAAGAAAAAAUCGAAAAGAUGGAAGUUAGCGAAGAAUUAAACGACAAACAACAAAAGGAGGCAAAAGACUUGAUAAAGAAAGAAAAAGAAAUCUUCGCACAAAGC
Molecule: messenger RNA, 236 nt
Organism: Dentiscutata heterogama
Lineage: Eukaryota; Fungi; Glomeromycota; Glomeromycetes; Diversisporales; Gigasporaceae
Source: the annotation of a GenBank genome assembly